This is a messenger RNA of Drosophila albomicans, 907 nucleotides long. RefSeq lists its product as uncharacterized. The transcript is spliced from 3 exons. Lineage: Eukaryota; Metazoa; Arthropoda; Insecta; Diptera; Drosophilidae. The coding region runs from base 312 to 905 and encodes 197 amino acids. The record is from RefSeq and is a predicted model, not a curated record.
AAAGCUCGCUGCCGUCGGCGACAAAGCCAGAUUUAUUAAAGCCAUUAGAAACAAGUUCACAAAUUAGCCAUAUAACUUGUUUGAAGUUGAAAUCGAGCCCAAAUCAGAUGACUCCCACCUCAAGAUCCUUCAGCUUCAAGAAAUGGGUCUCCGGCAGUGGCCCAGUUGUCGUGGCCCUGGAUGCUUCGUGGCCUCGUCGAGGAGUCUGCUUGGCCAUCGUCUUGGGAGAGAGCAGUUGUUUGGGCAGCGGAUGGAGCAUCUGUCUGCUGGAGUACGCAGCCGUCGCCGAGUCUGAAAAAUAGAAUCUCGCAAUGAGGCGACAGCAGGUAUACUUACAAUGCUGGCAAUGGCGGCCCAUCCUAAGAUUAGGAGGUUUGCUGCCGCCGCUGCUGGGCUUUGUGUAUUUCGCUGGCGUCUCUGCUUGCAUCUGGACUUUUUCUCGGCUGUGUGCGCUGGUUGCGAUGCCUGAACAGGCGGAUCUUCAUCGUCCAGGAGUUGCUCCAAGCGUCUGCUCACCAGCUCUACGCCAUAGUCAAGCGUCUCGUUUGCAGUUGCCGGCACCAAAAGAGGACGUGUCACCACGUAAUGGGUGGCUGCCUUCUGAUGUUAUCCAGCGCAUCGCAUUAGGCGAGGAGGCCAUCUCUAAAUCGUUUACGGAGAGUAUUUUUGGUCGAUUCGCAGAAUCGUUCUGGCAGCUUGCUGCGCAGAUUUGGCUGCUCCUCAACUGUGAUGUCUGGCAGUACCAGUUUUUGAAUUUGCACUGGCUGGCCACGUAUGCUGUCCAUAAUACUGUCUCUGCUGUCGUGUGGGUCCGGUUGUCGCCGCCGCCGUGCGAAAUCGCGUUCUCGUUCCUCGUUCGCUUUAGCUUCAUUAUACUCCUCUUGUAUGCGAAUAAGUGUUGGUAAUA